Molecule: messenger RNA, 294 nt
Organism: Schistosoma mattheei
Lineage: Eukaryota; Metazoa; Platyhelminthes; Trematoda; Strigeidida; Schistosomatidae
Source: the annotation of a GenBank genome assembly
AUGGAUUCAAGCAAUGCAUUUUCACCUGAUUUAACGCCAAUAAUUCAAUCAGUUCAUUAUAAUAAUCAUGAGAUGAUACAAAUAUUCUUAUCACGUAAUCAUACAAUUGACAAACCACAUUCGAUAUCAUGUCAAUGGAAUGGUUGUCAAGUUAGACAAGAUUACGAUUCAUUGAAACGUUCACGUUCUAGGCUAAAUGUUUACCGUGCCUUAGCAAGUCCAGUUUAUCUGGCAUUAAACAGUGCUGAUCCAAUAAUGACAAUAUUUCAUCUACGUCAACAAAUUAUGAAAUAA